AUGCUUCCUCAGUUCUGCCUAUUGAUGUUGCUCUUCCUCUCUGCAUGGUCACCAACUGGACAUGCGGAAAACAGUAGCCCUCCAGAAGCCGUGAUACCCUUAAGGGUCACCAAUACUAGGAAGCAUACUUCCACAGGCUGGCUGUCCUAUAACCUGCAAUUUGGAGGAGAAAAAUGCAUUAUCACCAUGAAGCCCAAGAAAAACUUGAUAUCCAGAAACUUCUUAUUAUUCACCUAUAGUGAGCAAGGUGAUCUCCUUGAAGAACAGCCUUUUGUGCAGAAUGACUGCUACUAUCAUGGCUAUGUGGAUGAAGACCCAGAAUCCUUUGUCAUUGUUAACAACUGUUUUGGGAGUUUGCAAGGCAUACUAGAGAUAAAUGGCACAACUUAUGAAAUCAUGCCCAAGAGCUCAACUUCAACAUUUGAACAUCUGGCUUACAGAAUGGACAGUGGGGCAUCAGAAUCAUUUCCCAUGAGAUGGGGGUUAUCAGAAGAGGAAAUAGCAAGACAAAUGAAGCGUCGAGUAAGCAAUGACUUCACACCUAUGAAAAUCCCAUAUGAGAGUUGGUGGACCUACCACAAGUUUAUUGAAUAUUUUGUGAUAAUAGACAAUAACCAAUAUGUUCAUAGAAGUAGCAAUACCACAGCUUGUAUUCAAGACAUAUUACAAAUGAUCAAUGGCAUAAGUGGUUAUUAUCUUCAAAUAGAUACUGAUGUUGUUUUAAAAACUCUUGAAGUAUGGAAUGAAAAAAACCAUGUCAACGUAGAACAAAACAUACAUAAUGUCCUAAAUGAUUUCUGCACUUGGAAGCAAACUAGCAUAGGCAUUCGUGUUAGACAUGAUAUCAUACACCUUUUUGCCAGACACAGAUAUGGUAUAUAUUUAGCAUUAGCUCAUAUAGGUACACUUUGUACACCUAAUAAUUGUGCAGUUAAUAGUAUCAUCUCUGAUUCAAUGUCAGACAUGGCAUUCAUUAUAGCACAUGAGAUGGGUCAUAACUUGGAUAUGCUGCAUGAUGUCAGUGGAUGUACUUGUGGGAGACAAAGCUGCAUAAUGGCCCCAUAUAAAUCUAUUUCCGCCAAAUUCAGCAACUGUAGUUAUGAAGAAAUGUAUUCAGUUGUUACCAGAAGAAGUUGUUUAUACAAUACUCCAGAUACACUAGUAACAACACACGUGACCAUGCGUGGGAAUAAGUUGGUUGAGGAAGGAGAGCAGUGUGAUUGUGGGAACUUAGAAUCAUGUUCAAAAGACCCAUGCUGUAGCGAGGACUGUGUUCUCAAACCUGGUGCUCAAUGUGCUUUUGGGCUUUGUUGCCAAGAUUGCCAGUUCCUUCAAACAGGCACCAUGUGUAGAAAAGAGAAAAAUGAGUGUGAUCUUCCAGAGUGGUGCAAUGGAUCGUCACAUGAGUGUCCAGGAGAUGUGUACUUGUUGGAUGGAAGCCCUUGCUCGGGUGGUGGCUACUGCUAUAAAAUGGCACGUCAUGAACGUGAGGCACAGUGUAAGAAGAUUUAUGGCAUGGAAUCCAGGAGUGCAAAUGAAAUUUGCUACAUGGAAAUGAACAAAUGGGGUGACCGUUUUGGUAACUGUGGUAACCGUAGUGAAAACUACAUAGGAUGCAAUAUCACUGAUGUACUCCGUGGUAGGAUUCAAUGUGAUAAUGUGGAACAGAUUCCACUUAGGAAAAACCAUGAAACACUGCAUUGGACACAGUUCAAUAAUUUCACCUGCUGGACUAUGGACUAUCAUUUUGGCAGCACCACAGAGGACAGCAGAGCAGUGGAAGAUGGCACCGCUUGUGGGCCAAACCAUAUAUGCAUUGACAGGAAGUGUGUCACUAAGUCUAUUUUGUUUGGUAACUGUUCAGAAAGCUUCUGCAAUAUGCAAGGUGUCUGCAACAAUAAACACCACUGCCAUUGUAAUGUCACAGGGGAACCACCAGACUGUCAACUACCUGGCUUUGGAGGUAGUAUAGACAGUGGGCCAUCUCUAGGGACAUUAACUAACCAGAGGGAGACUGUUAAAGGUAAAAGCCUGGUGGGAUUUAUUAUUCCUUUUAUGAUUUCUUUAUUCUUUUUAAUUUUGCUUAUUUUGCAGUUAGCAUUUUACCAAAAAAGGAAAGCAGAAAAAAUCCCAGAACAUACACCAAAACGAAAACGUAGUACUAAAAUGAAACCUGAAAAAUCAAAUGUGAAACAUAAGGAAAAUAAAGAGAGAUCAAAAAAGGAAUCAAAAAGGGAAUCAAAAAGGAAACCAAAAAAGAAAUCCAAAAAGGAAUCAAAAGAGGAGUCAAAAGAGGAAUCAAAAAAGGAAUCCAGAAAGAAAUCCAGAAAGGAAUCCAGAAAGGAAUCCAGAAAGGAAUCCAGGAAGGAAUCCAGGAAGGAAUCCAGGAAGGAAUCCAAAUAG
Molecule: messenger RNA, 2403 nt
Organism: Rattus rattus (black rat)
Lineage: Eukaryota; Metazoa; Chordata; Mammalia; Rodentia; Muridae
Product: disintegrin and metalloproteinase domain-containing protein 26A-like
Exons: 1
Coding region: 1-2403 (800 amino acids)
Biological process (GO): male gonad development; proteolysis
Cellular component (GO): external side of plasma membrane; plasma membrane; sperm head plasma membrane
Molecular function (GO): metalloendopeptidase activity
Source: RefSeq, a predicted model, not a curated record